AUGAAUAUCAAGUUUGUUUACUAACAAAGGACUCAUAAGAUAUCCUCAAAAUAUCAAACAUUGGCUGAAAUAAGAACUGCGAUGUAAAAUAUCUAUCCAAAUGAACUUUCUUAAGGAUUCUCUCUGUAUGUGACUUUGGAUUAAACCCAAAGUCCUUAUGAAAUUCAGGAUGAGUAGUUUUUCAAAAGGAUUAAGGACUUAUAUGGUCACCUGGGAUGGCAAUCAAUUAAGUUUCUUGUCAAAGAUGUAAACUUUCCUGUUCUGACUACAGAUGAGAUCAACACACUCAAUCAAAGUGUAGUAAUAAAAUCGAAUGUGUAAUUGAAAUAAUUUGACGAUAUCUUAUUGAAAAAAGCAGCAGAUAAACCCCAACCUUAGAAAUAGGAGAUUAAAGAAAGUAAUCCCUAACAUUAACCUUAAUAAACUAAAGUUGCAGACGGAUUUACACAAGAGAUAAUUUAGCAGAUAAAUAUGUUAUCAUUGCAAGAUGUAGAUUGCAAUAGUGAAGAAUUCAAAAAAUUUGUUUUCGAACUAAUUGAUGAGCGAUUAGUGUUUCAUGGAAUCAUUUAAAAUCAAAAGCCAUAACUUUAGUAGGAAUAGCCGAUAAAUCCAAUAUAUAAAAUGCAGGUUUUGUAAAAAUAGAAUAAUCAAAUUCAUAUGGAGAUAGGGAAACCUUAUAAAUGGGAAAUAGUUUUGAAAAAUGAUGGUAACGUCAUUUGGAAAAAAGGAAUAGUAAAGUUAAUUGGCAUAGCUGGAACAUUUAAAGACUUAAAGAUAGAGUUAUAAAACGAUGUUAAACCCUAGGAUACAGGAUUGUUUUAAUGUAUGUUGAAUCCACCAAACUAAAAGGUUAGUAAUGCUAUCAAUGAAUUUAAAUUGGCCCAUUUUUCAAGUAACAAACCUGAAUUUUUUGGACAAAAGGUGUGCUUCUGUUUGUUUGUGAAUAAUCAGGAUGAGAAAAUUAAUAGAACAUCAACAAUAACUUAAAAAGAUGCUCAAUUUGAUACUACCAUUAUAGACUAACAAUUAAAAAAGAUUUCAACUUUAGUAUCUGUUCUGGGAGUUUCUAAUUCUGAGGCGUAACUCUUUGUUCAAUAAAACUAAAACCUAGAUGUAGAACAACUAAUUAAUACCUACUUGGCAAGAAAUAAUUGAUUUAUGAGUAUAUGUAAGCUAACAUUUCACUUUUGGUAAUUAUUUUU
Messenger RNA from Paramecium tetraurelia, 1202 nucleotides. RefSeq lists its product as uncharacterized. The transcript has 6 exons. The record is from RefSeq and is a predicted model, not a curated record. Lineage: Eukaryota; Ciliophora; Oligohymenophorea; Peniculida; Parameciidae.